This is a messenger RNA of Aspergillus mulundensis, 1686 nucleotides long. Its product is annotated as MFS transporter. NCBI's taxonomy places the organism in Eukaryota, Fungi, Ascomycota, Eurotiomycetes, Eurotiales, Aspergillaceae. The record is from RefSeq and is a predicted model, not a curated record. Gene Ontology annotation, molecular function: fluconazole transmembrane transporter activity. Gene Ontology annotation, biological process: xenobiotic detoxification by transmembrane export across the plasma membrane. The transcript is spliced from 4 exons. Bases 1 to 1686 code for a protein of 561 amino acids.
AUGACCGAAACCCUCCGCGACACCGGCUUCGGCCAGACAAUCCGAUUCCUCAGCGGAAACCGCCUCCUGCAGUUCCCAGAAGAACAGAACCCCUCGAAAUGGAACAUCUACGUCAAGAACCCGCAGGUCCUCAAGCGCGAGGAGUCGCUGGCUUCAGACUCGGACGAGGAUCUAGGAAGGCACGGGCUAUAUAGCCUGAUGUCGCAGGCGUCUCGGUCUCGGUCGGUGCGCGAUCCGUCUCUUAUUGCGCGGACGAGGACGGGCGACGGGCCGCUGAGGAUCAUUACUUGGGCGCCUGAUGAUAGCGAGAACCCGCAGAAUUGGAGCGUGGCCAAGAAAAUGCUCGUCAGCUCGGAAAUCUGGUUACUUACGUUCUCGAUCUAUAUUGGGUCUGCGAUCUAUACGCCGGGGAUUCCGGGUGCAGCAGCCCAUUUCGGAAUCAGUACGGUAGCUGCGACGCUUGGGCUGACGGUGUUUGUCCUGGGGUAUGGCGUAGGCCCCAUGAUCCUCUCACCCCUCUCUGAGCUCCCAGCCAUCGGCCGCAGCCCAACCUACGUCGUGAGCCUGUUCAUCUUCGUAUUUCUCAACUUCGCCGUCAUCUACGCCACCAAUCUAGGCAUGUUCCUUGCCUUCCGCUUCUUGACGGGCUUCUUUGGCUCGCCUGCUCUUGCAACCGGGGGUGCGUCGAUGGGUGAUAUCUGGAGUCCUCGGAUCCGCGACUACAUGAUCGCCAUCUGGGGUGCGUUUGCGAUUUCUGCGCCGGUGCUUGGACCGCUGGUAGGAGGGUUCGCAGUUGCUGCUGAAGGGUGGACGUGGACUAUUUGGCAGCUGAUUUGGAUGUCUGGGUUUACGCUGGUCUUGCUGUUCGUCCUUCUGCCGGAGACAUAUGCACCGACUAUCCUUAGCCACCGUGCGCAGCGGAUUCGGAAGAUCACCGGUGAUGCGAAUUGCGUUGCUGAAGCGGAGUUGGAGAUUCAAAAUCUGUCAUCGAAGGACAUCCUCUUCGAAGCCCUAAUCCGGCCCUUCCAACUCUCCUUCCUGGAGCCGAUAAUCCUGCUCUUAAACCUCUACAUCGCGCUCAUAUACGGCAUCCUCUACAUCUGGUUCGAAGCCUUCCCCAUAAUCUUCGAAGAAAAGCACGGUUUCAAUGCCGGACAAACAGGCCUUGCCUUCCUCGGCAUCUUCAUCGGCAACAAUGUCUUUGCAAUCCCAUGGUAUUUCUACUGGAAAUACCACUACCAGACCCGAAUGUUCGAUACCAACGGCAACAUCGCACCGGAAUGCCAGCUUCCGCCCGCCUGUGUGGGUUGUAUAUGCCUCCCAAUCUCCCUCUUCUGGUUCGGCUGGACGGGGAAUUUCGCGAGCGUGCAUUGGGUCAUCCCUAUUAUCGCGUCCAUGCUCUUCUCCGUCGGCGGGUGUCUAAUCUUUAACAGUAUUUUCACGUACCAGGCCCACGCAUACCCGAAGUACGCGGCGUCCGUAUUAGCAGGCAACGACUUCAUGCGCUCGUCGUUUGGCGCCGGGUUUCCGCUUUUCGCGACGGCGAUGUUCCAUAAUCUUGGUGUUGGGUGGGCUUGCACGUUGCUGGGGUGUUUAACGGUCUUGUUUGUCCCUUAUCCAUUUUUGUUGUGGUGGAAGGGGAGGAGGAUUCGGAUGGCGAGUCGGUAUGCGAGGCAUGAUAUCUAG